Sapajus apella (tufted capuchin) is the source of this 2462-nucleotide messenger RNA. It is a transcript of the gene EGFL6, whose product is annotated as EGF like domain multiple 6. Bases 288 to 1955 code for a protein of 555 amino acids. The transcript has 12 exons. The record is from RefSeq and is a predicted model, not a curated record. Lineage: Eukaryota; Metazoa; Chordata; Mammalia; Primates; Cebidae. Gene Ontology annotation, cellular component: membrane. Gene Ontology annotation, molecular function: calcium ion binding.
GUGCACCGCCCCCUCCGCCCUCCCUCGCUCACCCCGUCCAGCUUCAUCCGCAGGGGAGUCUCGACCAGGCUUGCCAGGGCGCCCCCAGCCCCUCCCGAGGCCGCGAGCGUCCCCGCCGCGGUGCCCGGCCUCCCCUCUCAGCCUGCAGGAACAAAACCUGGUAACUGCGAGUGGAGCUGAGACCCCGAGCGGCCUGAGGAGGGAGGAGGCGGCCGCUCAGCUGCGACAGGGUCUGGCCGGCGCCCUCCCGAGGGGGCGCAGGAGGAGGAGGGAGGACCCGCGCGAAGAUGCGUCUGCUCUGGGGUCUUGCGCUACCGCUGCUGCUCGCCUGGUUGGCAGGUGGUUUCGGCAACCCGGCCAGUGCAAGGGAUCAUGGAUUGUUAACAUCGGCACAUCAGCCUGGGGUCUGUCACUAUGGAACUAGACUGGCCUGCUGCUACGGCUGGAGAAGAAACAGCAAAGGAGUCUGUGAAGCUACAUGCGAACCUGGAUGCAAAUUUGGUGAGUGCAUUGGACCAAACAAAUGCAGAUGCUUUCCAGGAUACACUGGGAAAACCUGCAGUCAAGACAUGAAUGAGUGUGGAAUGAACCCCCGGCCAUGCCAACACAGAUGUGUGAAUACACACGGAAGCUACAAGUGCUUUUGCCUCAGUGGCCACAUGCUCAUGCCAGAUGCCACGUGUGUGAACUCUAGGACAUGUGCCAUGACAAACUGUCAGUACGGCUGUGAAGACACAGAAGAAGGGCCACAGUGUCUGUGUCCAUCCUCAGGACUCCGCCUGGCCCCAAAUGGAAGAGUCUGUCUAGAUAUUGAUGAAUGUGCCUCUGGCAAAGCCAUCUGUCCCUACAAUCGAAGAUGUGUGAACACAUUUGGAAGCUACUACUGCAAAUGUCAAGUUGGUUUCAAACUGCAAUAUGUCAGUGGCCGAUAUGACUGUGUAGAUAUAAAUGAAUGUACUCUGGAUUCCCAUACGUGCAGCCACCAUGCCAAUUGCUUCAAUACCCAAGGGUCCUUCAAGUGUAAAUGCAAGCAGGGAUAUAAAGGCAAUGGAUUUCGGUGUUCCGCUAUCCCUGAAAAAUCUGUAAAGGAAGUCCUCAGAGCACCUGGUACCAUCAAAGACAGAAUCAAGAAGUUGUUUGCUCACAAAAACAGCAUGAAAAAGAAGGUAAAAAUUAAAAAUGUCACCCCAGAACCCACCAGGACUCCUACCCAUAAGGCAAACUUGCAACCCUUCAACCAUGAAGAGAGUAUUUCCAGAGGUGGGAACUCUCAUGGAGAUAAAAAAGGGAAUGAAGAGAGAAUGAAAGAGGGGUUUGUGGAGAAGAAAAGAGAAGAGAAAGACCUGAAAAAUGACAUAGAGCAGGAGCGAAGCCUGCGAGGAGAUGUGUUUUCCCCUAAGGUGAAUGAAGCAGGUGAAUUUGGUCUGGUUCUGGUCCAAAGGAAAGCGCUAACUUCCAAACUAGAACACAAAGCAGAUUUAAAUAUCACAGUUGACUGCAGCUUUGAUCAUGGGAUCUGUGACUGGAGACAGGAUAGAGAAGAUGAUUUUGACUGGAAUCCUGCUGAUCGAGAUAAUGCUAUUGGCUACUAUAUGGCAGUUCCGGCCUUGGCAGGUCACAAGAAAGACAUUGGCCGAUUGAAACUUCUCCUUCCUGACCUGCAGCCCCAAAGCAACUUCUGUUUGUUCUUUGAUUACCGGCUGGCCGGAGACAAAGUCGGGAAACUUCGAGUGUUUGUGAAAAACAGUGAUAAUGUACUGGCAUGGGAGGAGACCACAAGUAAGGAUGAAAAGUGGAAGACAGGGAAAAUUCAGUUGUAUCAAGGAACUGAUGCUACCAAAAGUAUCGUUUUUGAAGCAGAACGUGGCAAGGGCAAAAUCAGUGAAAUCGCAAUGGAUGGCGUCUUGCUUGUUUCAGGCUUAUGCCCAGACAGCCUUUUAUCUGUGGAGGACUGAAUGUUACUAUCUUUAUACUUGACUUUGUAUAUCAGUUCCCUGUUUUUUGAUAUUGCAUCAUAGGACCCCUGGCAUUUUAGAAAUACUAGCUGAAAAAUUGUAAUGUACCAACAGAAAUACUAUUGUAAGAUGUCUUUCUUGUAUAAGAUAUGCCAAUAUUUGCUUUAAAUAUAUCACUGUAUCUUCUCAUUCAUUUCUGAAUCUUUCCACAUUAUAUUAUAAAAUAUGGAAAUGUCAGUUUAUCUUCCCUCCCCAGUAUAUCUGAUCUGUCUACGUGAGUUGCUGAGCUUCUGUCUACAACAUUUCUAGAAUUUUUUUUUAAAAAAAAAGCACAGAGAAAUGUUUAACUGUUUGACUUUUAUGAUACUUCUUGGAAACUAUGACAUCAGAGACAGACUUUCACCUAAGUGACUUAGCUGGAUCUUUCAUAGCCAAGCUUGUAUACUUAAAUUCUUUGUAAUAAUAAUAUCCAAAUAAUCAUCUUGUGUCAUGGUUUAAUUUUUCUAA